Molecule: messenger RNA, 697 nt
Organism: Musa acuminata subsp. malaccensis (wild Malaysian banana)
Lineage: Eukaryota; Viridiplantae; Streptophyta; Magnoliopsida; Zingiberales; Musaceae
Source: RefSeq, a predicted model, not a curated record
UAACACGUUCAUGCCCUUCUCCCGAAAGCUGUGGCAGGUUCUUCUCCAUAAAGAGGCUUGAUGGCUGAGCAAAUCACUCAUCCCAGGCUUCAUCUCUAAUCCUCCAUUACUAGCCACCAAGUUCUUGGUGUGGAAGAUGAGGAGCGCUGGCCUUGUUGUGGCCUUCCUGGCCUUGGUGUUUCUUGUCAGCCUCUCCGCUGCCCGAGAGGACCCUGAUAUCUUCCUGCCAAGCCAAGGAAUCGGAGAGGAGGUAGGGGGAGAGAAGCCAUGGGCGUGCUGCGACAGUUGCUCGUGCACGAAGUCGAUCCCGCCGCAGUGCCGGUGCACCGACCAGUUGAUCGGAGGUUGCGACCCCAACUGCAAGACCUGCAUCUGCACAAGGUCGUACCCGCCCAAAUGCCGCUGCUACGACAUCAUCAACGACUACUGCGGUGAGCGAUGCAACCCGGAGCAGUAGCGCCCCCGACGGCCGCUCCCCGCAGCUUUCGUGCCGCCGCUGCAUGCGUGAUGCAUGGAUUUGCUGGAAUAACAGAGGAGAUUGUUCGUAGUAUCUUCUCUGCACCUGAUGUCGCUGGUAUAACCUUCCGUGUGAGUGUUAUCCGGCUGCUAAAUAAUUCACGCAAGGCAGCGGUUUGGUGUUCAUUGGUGCUUUGUUUCUCCAACACCGAUGUGUAUGAAGAAAAUUACCGAGACCUAA